Messenger RNA from Thermothelomyces thermophilus ATCC 42464, 2045 nucleotides. RefSeq lists its product as uncharacterized. Lineage: Eukaryota; Fungi; Ascomycota; Sordariomycetes; Sordariales; Chaetomiaceae. The coding region runs from base 207 to 1958 and encodes 583 amino acids. The record is from RefSeq and is a predicted model, not a curated record. Gene Ontology annotation, biological process: lipid metabolic process. The transcript has a single exon.
GACUGACGGUUUCGGAAAACUCCGUUGCGUUCAGCUAAUCAACGGCGGAUUGCGAACUUUUUUCACCGUGUCAAUCUUUUGUUCGAUCAUUGUCGGGGCAAGCGUUCUCUUUCAACUCUUCGUCAACUUUGACAAGACCUCUGGGAAGCUUGACUCUCUCAUAGCAUAUUUCCUUUCUUGGAUGUCUUGUUGAGACAGCAUGUCGCAUGGCUGCCAACCUUGUUAGCCCCGGCCACGUCGCAUCCGGAUCGGAUCAACAACCCUUCAAUCUUGGCGUGUACUACCAAAAACAAUACCGGGCAGCAUUCAGGGCAGCACUUGAAGCCGGCGAGGUGCGGCCGCUGGUCAUCCCUUGGUCUUUCGUUGGCAGCUUCUUCCUCCCGCUUCUGUACCUCAGCAUCCCCCACGUCAACCGGCCAUGGCUGUACCACAUGCGCUGGCUUGUCGCCGCGGCCGUCAUCUAUCUCAAUGUCCGUCUCUUACAGACCACCUCCGCAAUCAACGAAGCCGUGGCAUACGCGACCGGGUUGUUGGCGGCGUGGGGAACCAUUAACGCCCUGAGACUGCUCAUCUUCACGCGGCCGCAAUGGGAUGCAGCGAGGGUGGAGAGGCGGCCCAGACGGCCUGGAGUCGGGUUGAAAGAAGGAAUGGAAAAGCAAACAGCCAUGGUGUCGCCAGACGAGAGCGUAGGCACCUCGCUCGCACAUAGCGAGUAUUUCUGGCAACCCUUCCCGGCCACGGGGUCUUUGCUCGCCCGCCUAGGCUGGACCGCCGACUUGAUCACCGCAUUCCGCGGGGCAGGCUGGAACUGUUCCAUUUCCUCGAUUCCGCACCCCCCGUUUCCGCCCAAGAAGGCCCUGGAGGGCGAGCCCGUCCGGCUGGAUCUCGUUCCUCUAGCAUCCCGCACCGGCACCGCUCGCUCGUCAACCUACGCGUCUUUUCUCCGCUCCCGCCUUCUAGAGUUUAGCCUCUCCUACCUUACAAUCGACCUGUUGACCACCACCAUCCGUCGAGACCCUUACUUUGUUCUCGGGCCGGACUACAGAUUACACUCCUACCCCCUUCCGGCAUUUUACUCCCGUCUGCCAUUCCCGCAGCUCACCAUCUCGUUCCUUCUGAGGAGCCUGCCCGCUCUGGCGGGUAUCAUAGCCGGUCUCCACCUUUACUACUCCUUUCUACAGCUCACCAUCGUCUUUCCCCUGCGUAGCCUGUUUGGCGUACGCGCUGAGCUCUGGCAGCACCCGAGCCUCUUCGGCGGCUUUGUCCCUUCGGUUCUCGACAGAGGACUGGCAGGAUUCUGGGGUGGGUGGUGGCAUCAGACUUUUCGAGCGGGAUUCGUUGCGCCAGCGAGGUGGCUCCUGCGUCAACACGGUCGUGUUCAUCAUCAUCAUCAUCAUCAUCACCACCACCAUCGUCACCACAACCAAUCACAUACAAGCAUCCGAGAGAAUAAGACGGCCCGAAUGCUGCUCAAGUCAUUCCUCGCCUUCACCCUGAGCGGCCUUGUCCACUCGGCCGGCGGUCACACCUCCGUGCCGGAAACUACCCGCUUUUGGACGCCCAUCGUCUUCUUCGUCCUGCAACCCGUGGGCAUCAUCCUCCAGGCUGCCGCUGCCUCCCUCGCCAAGCGUCUCGCCUCCUCCGUCCUCGCCCGCUCCGAAGCAACCGCUGCAGCCGGCCACGGCGCUCCCAAGAAGAGAAUCCCCCGCUGGCUCUGCCGCACUGCCAACCUCCUCUUCACCACCCUCUGGCUCCACCUCACCGCCUGGGGCCUGAUAGACGACAUGAGCCGCGCCGGCGUGUGGCUCUUCGAACCCGUGCCCGUCUCGCCGUUCCGCAUGAUGGGCUUCGGCGCGCCGGGCAACACGGACUGGUGGCGGUGGGAUGGUGUGGGCUACGGGCUGGGUUGGUAUACCGUCCGCGGGGGGAGGUGGUGGGAGAGCGGUGUGACGUUAUGACUUUUCCCCUUCGUUUUGUCUCUCUCUCCUAUUCAUUCCUUUUUCUCUAAUUUCUCUAGCUGGCGUGGAUAGAUGGGAUAGAUGGGA